Molecule: messenger RNA, 1524 nt
Organism: Acanthamoeba castellanii str. Neff
Lineage: Eukaryota; Discosea; Longamoebia; Acanthamoebidae
Product: methionine aminopeptidase, type II, putative
Exons: 9
Coding region: 1-1524 (507 amino acids)
Biological process (GO): proteolysis
Molecular function (GO): metalloaminopeptidase activity
Source: RefSeq, a predicted model, not a curated record
AUGUCCACUACAGAAGAACCCACAGUGGCUGUGCCAGUGGCGGAGGAGCCUAAGAAGACGGAGGAAGCCGUAGCCAACGGUGAUGCUGGUGGCGCGGCCGAAUCAGCGGCCAAGAAGAAGCGCAACAGGAGGAAGAAAAAGAAGGCCGCUGCCGGCGGUGGUGCCAACGCUCCCGGGGAAGAAGAGGAGGAAGGUGAGGAUGGAGGCGAGGAGGCACCUGCAGCCUCCGCUGCGUCUGAAGAUGCUGCCCCCGCGGCGGGAGCGGGAGGAGCGAAAAAGAAGAAGAAGAAGAAGAGCAAGGCCGGUGGUGCCGGAGGCGCAGUGCAGCAGCAGCAGCAGGGCGGUCAGCCUAAGAAGCAGCAGAAGAAGGGCACCAGCAACCCCAACCACAUCCGAGUGCUUGGCGACUGGGGCGCGGACUACCCCUACGGCCAGACCUCGCCGCCCUCCAAGCCUGUCGUCACGCUCUUCCCCAACGGCGACUACCCCACCGGUGAGAUCAUGGACUAUCACCAGGACUUCAACACGUGGCGUACGACGUCGGCCGAGAAGCGCGAGUUGGACAGGCUCACGACGGACGUGUACCGAGAGGCGCGGCUUGCCGCCGAGGUGCAUCGGCAGGUGCGGCAAUACGCCGAGGGCAUCAUCAAGCCCGGUGCGCGGUUGAUUGACAUCUGCGAACAGCUCGAGAACAUGAACCGCAAGCUCGUCAAGGAAAACGGUCUGCAGGCGGGCAUCGCCUUCCCGACCGGUUGCUCGCUCAACUACGUGGCGGCUCACUACACGCCCAACAAUGGCGAUUUCACGGUGCUGGGCUACGACGACGUGAUGAAGAUCGACUUUGGCACGCACAUCAACGGGCGCAUCAUCGACUGCGCCUUCACGGUGGCGUUCAACCCCAAGUUCGACCCGCUCCUCCAGACCGUCAAGGACGCCACAGAGGCCGGCAUCAAGGCCGCGGGCGCCGACGUGCGACUGUGCGACGUGGGCGCAGCCGUGCAGGAGGUCAUGGAGGCCGGGGAGAUCGAGCUCGACGGCAAGGUCUACCAGAUCAAGAGCGUGCGCAACCUCAACGGCCACUCGAUUGCGCCCUACGUCAUUCACGCCGGCAAGUCCGUGCCGAUCGUCAAGGGCGGCGAGGCCACCAAGAUGGAGGAGGGUGAGUUCUACGCGAUCGAGACCUUCGGCUCGACGGGCAAGGGCUACGUGAACGAGGACCUCGAGUGCUCGCACUACAUGAAGAACGCCCACGCUGCUCACGUGCCCCUCAGGAGCCAGAAGUCGAAGGCGCUGCUGGCCAACAUCACGAAGAACUACUCGACGCUGGCCUUCUGCAAGCGCUGGCUCGAUCGCUCGGGCGAGAAGGCCUACGCGCUCGCCCUCAAGAACCUGUGCGACGUGGGCCUCGUCGACGCCUACCCGCCGCUGUGCGACGUCAAGGGCUCCUACGUGGCCCAAUACGAGCACACCAUCGUGCUGCGGCCCACCUGCAAGGAGGUCCUCUCCCGCGGCGAGGACUACUAG